CUGAAUGCUGGGUUGACGGUGAUGACGUAAGAAAGUGCAGAGAACACUUUCCGUUUCCGGUGAAGCUGCAGCACUAAUAAUGGCGGACACGUGUGGCCAAGUAAUAUUGGGCUCCGGCCUCACUGUCCUAUCUCAUCCUUUGAUGUACAUUAAAGUACUGAUUCAGGUCGGACACGAGCCACUACCGCCGACCCUUGGACAUUUUUUUAGAAGAGAGGUGUACCACCUGCCUGGAUUUUUUGCUUAUGCAAAACACAUCAUUAAGAUUGAUGGGAAAGCAGGUCUCUUCAAAGGGCUUGCGCCAAGGCUUUGUGCGGGCACCAUCGGCACUGUAGUCCAUAGUAAAAUUGUGCAGAAAUGUCACAAACAAGGGACACUUGAGAUUCCGGGAGGCCAGCAGAAGCCUGUCGAUGGAGCCUUACAACAUGUUGUGAAUGAGACAAACAAAGAGAUGAUAGCUCGUUCUUUUGCCACCAUCAUUACGCAUCCCUUUCAUGUGAUUACGUUGCGUUGUAUGGUGCAGUUUAUUGGAAGAGAAACAAAAUACAGCGGAGUCUUUGAUUCCAUCAUCACGAUCUACAGAGAAGAAGGGAUGCUGGGAUUCUUUGCUGGAUUGAUCCCCCGACUCCUUGGAGAUAUCUUCGCUCUGUGGAUUUGUAACCUGCUGGCUCACUUCGUCAACACUUACGCUAUUGAUGAUUCGAUGAGCCACACAGGAGAAAUCAAGAACUGCUCUCAGGCUAUGACAGGGUUCUUGGCCAGCAUGCUCACAUACCCUUUUGUUUUGGUGUCGAACAUCAUGGCUGUCAAUAACUGCGGGCUCACUGGAGGGCGUCCCCCCUAUGCAUCAAUAUAUCCUACCUGGGUGCACUGUUGGAAACAUCUAAGCAGAGAGGGAAACAUGAGCAGAGGAAGCAGUUUAUUCUUCCGAAGGCUUCCAGCAGGAAAGACGUACGCCAUUGAUCAGAAAAUAUUUUAUUAACGGGAAAUGAUGCAACAAUAAUGAGCAAAACAGAUCAACAGUGUCUCAUCUGAGGGAUUAUUAUUCUUUUUGUACGCCCUUUUUCCUAUUUAUAACAGUUGUCAAUUAAAAAUGACUCAUGUUUUCAGAGUCCUAAGAAAGUAGAAUAGAAUGGAUAGGAUUUCCUUCGACGGAUGGACCAAGUUAUUGAAGCAGAUUAAUACUUUCUUUUCAUUGAUUAUUCCUUUACAAACACUUUAAAUUGCAUGAUAUGUCUUGCAUUAGGAUGAUUAAAUGGCUUUGACAUGUGAUAUUGUGUUAUAAUACAGUAAACAGACCUUUUUAUCUGUGACAGUAGUCAAGUACUUCUAUCAGCUCAUUCUUAAUAUCAAAUAAAAUUUGGGGGAUUUUGUCCAUUUCUUGUAAA
Molecule: messenger RNA, 1388 nt
Organism: Corythoichthys intestinalis (scribbled pipefish)
Lineage: Eukaryota; Metazoa; Chordata; Actinopteri; Syngnathiformes; Syngnathidae
Product: mitochondrial carrier homolog 2-like
Exons: 13
Coding region: 80-982 (300 amino acids)
Biological process (GO): positive regulation of apoptotic process
Cellular component (GO): mitochondrion; membrane
Source: RefSeq, a predicted model, not a curated record